Messenger RNA from Syngnathoides biaculeatus (alligator pipefish), 3113 nucleotides. Its product is annotated as upstream stimulatory factor 2. The coding region runs from base 1049 to 2008 and encodes 319 amino acids. NCBI's taxonomy places the organism in Eukaryota, Metazoa, Chordata, Actinopteri, Syngnathiformes, Syngnathidae. Gene Ontology annotation, biological process: regulation of transcription by RNA polymerase II. The record is from RefSeq and is a predicted model, not a curated record. The transcript is spliced from 11 exons. Gene Ontology annotation, molecular function: DNA-binding transcription factor activity, RNA polymerase II-specific; protein dimerization activity; RNA polymerase II cis-regulatory region sequence-specific DNA binding.
UUUAUGUAUCACACGGCUUUAAAAAUAUAAAUAAAACUAAGCGGGACGGAAUAUUAAUGGGUGGAUGAUGGAUACAAUAUAUGCUGUUUCAAUGUAAGACUUGUUUAAACUUCAGGGGCAGCCGAAGUAUGUGCAACUUGUAUUUAUAGUAGUAACAAUAGUUUAAUUAAAACACAAAUGACGUGAAACCAUGCCACAAGAGGAAAUAUUGAUUUCUGUACCUGCAUUUGAUAAAAAAAAAAAGAAACUAGCUUGAAUAAAACAGAUUUAAUGACUUUCUUCGACGGCACACUGUUUAGCCCAUCUGGCUCACAGUUCUGAAGACAUCGUCUGUGUGGAUUUUGCAUGUUCUUCCCGUGCCUGUGUGGAUUUUCUUCCACAUGCCCACAACAUGCAGUGUGUUAUCUGUUUAUAUGCUCUUUAAGAUUGGCUGGCAUCCGGUUCAGGUUGUAAACCGCCUCCUGGCCGAUGAUAGCUGGGGUGGGCGCCUGCACCACUGCGACCCUUGUGAGGAUAAGCGGCUCGGAAAAUGAAUGGAUGAAUAACCCGGUGUACACUCAUAAAAACACGCAACGACGACAGUCGACUUGAUUUUACAUAAACAAAUAUAUUAGGAAAGUAUAGACGCUCAAAUCAGAAGACACAGUACUGAGGAUAGCUUUUAUGUUGCGUUCAAGGGUGCAUUACCGCAACUCGGAGGUUUCGGACUCGAUACGUAAUCGUCAAGGUUUACACUGUUGUUAAACGUUACAGUUUGGACAACACAAGGCAUUUUGAGGCAAUUCAGUUGCUGCGCCAGUCCAAGUUCCCACCAGGAUAAACCGGUCGAUUGAAAUAAGCGGCGUUGAAGUUACUCUGUGUCACCCAACUGCGCCAGCCACCCUACCGGCCUCCAUUUUGCCUCCGAAGCCGAGCUACGUCUCACGUGUCCUGGGCUGUCUCCUCUCACAUGACCUGAGUGUUUGUUCCCGUGAUCAAGCACUUCCAUCUCCAUCCGAAGAGCCCCUCUUUUUUUUUUUUUUUUUUUUUCCCUCAAACUCAGACGCUGAUGGAUAUGCUCGAACAGAGUUUGGACAACGUCAGCCAAACUAAACAAGAAGAAGAGGCGGUGCCGACAUCAGACGACGGAAGCAGAGAAGAGCAGGCGGCUGUCACCAUACAGGAGGCCGCAGCAUUUGGAGAGGACAACUUACAAUACCAUUUCCGCACUGAGGGGGCACAGGUCACGUACCGUGUGGUGCAGGUCACUGACCAGAACCUUGAGGGACGGGACGACGGCAACGGAGCAGUGAGUGUUGUCUCCUCAGCAGCAUUCAGUGGUGCUCCUCACGCUAUUGCUCAGGCGGUCAUCCAGAACCCUUUCAGUAAUGGAGGAAGCCCGGCAGGGGAGUUAGCGGGAGGGGAGGCGCGCUUCGCCUACUUCCCUGCAGCGGCGGUGAGCGACAGCGCCGUGUCGGUGCAGGCCACCACUACUGACUCAGCACUCACACAGGCGGGGGGCCAGUUCUACGUGAUGAUGACCCCUCCAGACGUCAUUCAGACGGGUGCCACGCGUAGCAUCGCCCCACGUGCACAGACCUUCUCUGCAGAUGAAAACGAGACGCUGCGGCAUGAAGGUUUAAACUGGAAAAUGGAUGGGCCGCGAACCCCGCGAGAUGAAAGGAGGAGAGCGCAACAUAAUGAAGUUGAGAGGCGGAGGAGGGACAAAAUCAACAACUGGAUUGUGACACUCUCCAAAAUCAUACCUGACUGCAACAUGGACAGCACCAAAACCGGAGCAAGCAAAGGCGGCAUCCUGUCCAAAGCGUGCGACUACAUCCGUGAGCUGAGGCAGGGCAACCAGAGGCUACAGGAUAGCCUGAAGGAAGUGGAGAGGAUCCAGGUGGACAAUGAGCUCUGUAGGCAGCAGAUCCAGGAACUGAAGAACGAGAACGCUUUGCUGAGAGCGCAGCUCCAGAAGCACGGUAUCGAGAUGUUGGGGGAGACGCCACCGCCGCAGUCCCAAUGAAGGAGCCGCCCCGCCGCUUCAGGAAAACAAACAAAAGACUUGUUGAGAUUCACAUUUCAUGAAUUUGCUGGGGAUACCCUCCCCAUGGCCUCACCCAGGCCGAACUUGACUCUUCUGACGAGACUCAACCACCUUGGAAGCAACAACACCCUCCUGCUGAACCCUGCCUCACUCAAAGACGAUGACAUUUAAUUUCAUUAAGUCUGUGCCCCCCCCCAUCCGUCCCCCACUCCCCAACCUGCCCUGACGAUGAUCAUCAUUAUCGUUACUUUAGACCAUUAGUUGAUGCUUUCUGACUUCUUUAUUAAUGUCCUUUUUUAGCUGAUUUAAUUUAUUACUCUGCAUGGUGACAAAUUGUUAGAUGGAGAGCAGUUACACGGACGAGACCCCGAAAGAGUCAACAAUUAGUCACUCAAUGUCUUUGACGCAGGACGUUUUUGUGGGCGCCGUUCGUGUGUGCAAUCGUGACACUCGACUCGGGGGUGUGGGUGGGGAAGGAAUACUUGAAAUGUUGGGCAUUUUGCAUAAGAAUCCCACUGUGUAUGACACAGAGGGAAAAUGAGACGUAAGCAUAGGAAAUGGGUGGAGGGGCCAACGGCACCCCACUCUCCCUCCUGCCCUGAGGAGACCUGCAAAACCAUCUCUCUUUUGCUCAGCUCCGCAAUAAUUGGUUGACCAUGCAGUCACUUCUAACCCCGUGUGAAUGAAAAUAACAGCAUGAUUCUUUUUUUUCUUUUUCCCCUUUGGUGGAGUUGGGGGGGUAAUAUCCACUGAUCUAUUCUCAUCACUAUGUAGGCCCCCUGAGCCAAAACAGGAAUGAUGGGUGUUUUCUGCUGCAACAGAAUGUGAAGUCGAGGCGACUCAUGCUAUUGUUACACAGACAUUCGCUAAUUUUCAAAUCAUCAAAAUCUUAUGUUGUGGCUGAUUACUCCCCACUCCCUCCCCUCAAAUCUGCAUUGAAAUGGCUAAAUGAAGAAGACAAACGUUCCCCAAUCCGUUUCCGCCCUCUACGUAGCAGCCUCACUGUCUCUCAGGUUAGAUUGUAAGAAAUCUUUUCUAUGUAAAAUAGGUUGAAAAUAAAUAUUUACCUAGCUAUUAUCCUCAA